Cinara cedri is the source of this 315-nucleotide messenger RNA. Lineage: Eukaryota; Metazoa; Arthropoda; Insecta; Hemiptera; Aphididae. The record is from the annotation of a GenBank genome assembly.
AUGCAAAUCGCUAUCGAACACAGGUCCCCUGUUAGGCAGGGAAGUGAUAUGGGGUUGGCCCUGGAUGAUUUAGGAUAUGAGCGAAAGUUCACACCAUACACGGAAGACGAAAUAAUUAUUAGUUAUAGUUUAUCUUAUCAAGCUGCACCUGAUAGAAUUAUUGAAACGAUGUAUAGAGGGAGAAGAGUUGUGAUUAAUCAAUACGCAACGCGCAUGCGUUGCAAGGUUUAUACACAUUCGAUUGAACAAUAUACGAGGCGAGAAGAAAUGAGCAGUAAAUUAGUAGUCACGUCUCAUCAUAAAAGUGGUUAUUAA